This is a messenger RNA of Fusarium tjaetaba, 990 nucleotides long. RefSeq names its product alpha beta hydrolase fold-3. Gene Ontology annotation, molecular function: hydrolase activity. The transcript has a single exon. Lineage: Eukaryota; Fungi; Ascomycota; Sordariomycetes; Hypocreales; Nectriaceae. The record is from RefSeq and is a predicted model, not a curated record. Bases 1 to 990 code for a protein of 329 amino acids.
AUGGCGCCUCAAUUCAACCCAAAUGAUUUCUCCCGCUUUAUCGAUUUCGAUAUCUUCGAGACUAUCUAUAAAGUUGUCCAGGGCCACGAGAUCGCUUGCCACAUCCUUGUCCCAAAAGCGUUAGUAGAACAAGCUCGGGAUACACCAACCAGCCCCAGGCCUAUAAUAUUCCGAAUCCACGGCGGUGGCUUUAUAUCUGGCUCCAGUCUGUUCCCAGACUUCUUCGCGCCCUGGCAUCUUCAGCUUGCAUUACGUCACGAAGCGGUAAUCGUGAGCUGCGACUAUAGACUGGCACCUGAGGCCAACAUAGAUGAAAUCAUUGCAGACAUUGAUGACUUCCUGACCUGGACCUGCACCAAGCUCCCGGAAUUCAUCAGCAGUAGAGCCAACGUUCAAGUCGAUACUACCCGUAUCCUAGUGGCUGGAGAUAGCGCAGGCGGUUAUCUCAGCCUCAUUACGGGCCUAAAUCAUGCCUCUGAUGUUCGAGCUGUGACAGCAUCCUACCCCUUGGUUGACGCCAAAAGCCGUCACUUCAGUGAGGCGUAUGAAAAGCCAAUGUUUGGGUUCCCGCAAAUGCCAGCAACCCUAAUAGAUGAGCACAAGGCCAAGGUGAAAAAUGGGGAAGUUGAUUCCAUUAUUACGGCAGACCCCCAGGUCCAACGUGCCGCGUUGAUGUUCAGCUAUAUCCAGAACGGCAAGUAUGGAGAGUUAUUUCCCUUUAAUCGGAGAGAUCUUUUUAUUCUGGACAAAAUCGAAGACGGUGCUCGAUUUCCCCGAGGUGGCGUGUUUGUCUGGCACGGCAAUGAGGAUACCGUUGUGCCGGUGGAAGGUAGUAUCAAGCUAGCGGACAUGAUCAAGGAGCUUGACCCAGAUCUUACCUUUACGCUUGCUGUACGUGAGGGUGAGCAUGGUUUUGACGCAACCUCAUCGAUUGAUGAGCCAUGGUUUUCUAAAGGGCUAAAUCCUUUAGUUCAUGCUUGGCUAGCAUAG